UGUACUAUCACAAACAUUCCUUGCAAUAUUACUCUUCUACAUAUUAAAAUAUAGGAGUAGAAAAAUAACGAGUUUUCAACUUCUAGAAUGGACGAUAUAGUGAUUGGCAUUGAUCUAGGUACUACAACUUCAUGUAUUUCUGUUUAUACGAAAGGCAGAAUACGAAUCUUAGACAAUGAAAGAGGAGGAAGAGUUACACCAUCUUUCAUCUACUUUCAACCGCAAGGUGGUAUUGUUAUUGGUGAACAUGCAAAGACGAUGUCAGUUCACAAACCAGAAAAUGGAAUUUACGAAGUAAAACGGCUAUUAGGUAGAAAAUUUGAUGACACAUACAUUAAAAAAACUCUGGACUAUUUUCCCUUUUUAAUAUCAGACGUCUCUAAUCGCCCAGUGAUAACUUUUAAGCAGAAUAAUAUCAUAGUCAAGAAAACACCACAAGAAUUGUGUACAAUUAUCCUCCAAGAAUUAAAAAAAUAUGCUGAAGCAAAACUGAAUCAAACCGUAAACAAAGCUGUCAUAACCGUUCCGGCUUACUUCAACGUCACUCAACGAAAAGUCACUUUAGCAGCAGCUAAAGAUGCCGAGUUCACUGUGCUCAAACUUCUAAAUGAACCAUCAGCAGCAGCUUUAGCUUACUAUUUCGAUAAUGAUAUAACAGAAAACCAUAUUUCUUUAGUUUAUGAUUUAGGGGGCGGUACUUUCGACGUUGCAAUUCUUCAAAAAAAAACUGACAACGUGGAAGUACUAUGCGUGGGUGGAGACACACAACUAGGUGGUCACGAUUUGGAUAAUUGCAUUUUAGACUAUGUUUACGAAGUGUUACGCAAAGAUUAUCAUUACGAUGCGCAAAUGGCUCCAGAUGAUAAACGAAGAUUGCGUAAUAUGUGCGAAGAAGCGAAGAAAGAACUGUCAUCUGCUAAUGAAGCAGUAAUUACUAUAUAUGGACUGGUAGCCAAACAUCCCAAAAUCAUUAUUACUUUAACGAGGACCCUUUUUGAAGAAAAGGCCAGCAAGUUAUUCAAAAAAACUAUUGAUAUACUUCAUAACUGCUUAAUUGAUUCAAAGAUUUCCAAACAGUCAAUUCAAGAGGUAAUCUUGUGUGGUGGUUCUACACGAAUACCCAAAAUACAAGAAAUGAUUUCAAAUUACUUUGAUAAUAAACAAUUAAACAAGUCUACAAAUCCUGACGAGUGUGUAGCUGAAGGUGCAGCAUUGCAAGGUGCUAUGUUAUCAAGUAGUAAAAAACAGAAAAUUGAACAACUGAAAAUGGUCGACGUUAUUCCUCUUUCGUUAGGUUUUGAUAGUUACGGAAGUAAAAUGAAUUUUGUAAUUCGUCGAAACACAAAGAUACCAGCUAAAGGAUCAUAUUCGUAUGUAAACAGUGAAGAAAGUGCUACAUCAAGUACUGUUGGUAUAUAUGAAGGCGAGCGUGUAGAUGUAAGGAAAAACCGUUAUUUAGGAAAAUUAUCCAUUGAUGGUUUAACACCAGCACCUCCCGUACAACGACGUGUAACAUUUACGUUGAACAUUGAUUUCAAUGGGAUACUAACAGUUAAAGCUGAGGAAGCAUUAUCAAAUAACGUAAGGGAAAUGAAAGUAAAUUACACUAGAAGUGACAGGAGUGAGUUUGAAAUUAAAAAUUCUUUAGUAGAUGCAGCAGAAAACCAAAAAAUUGACGAAAAGUUCAACAAUUUUGUUAAAACUAAAACACACUUGUAUUACUAUUUGACAUGUUUUUUGUAUAACUUUAAUAAAAAGAAUGUGGGGAAGGAAUACCAGCCAAUUCAAGUAUUUUGUAAAAAAGCGAAAAAUGACUUAUCUGGCAUGGAAGUCGACCAAGAAAAUAACCUAGAAAAUCUUUAUAAAGAAGUGAAAACGAAAUGUUACGCAAUUGCCGAAAAUUACGAAUUUGAAUACAUGCCUAAAAUAUAA
This is a messenger RNA of Zophobas morio, 1932 nucleotides long. RefSeq names its product heat shock 70 kDa protein-like. NCBI's taxonomy places the organism in Eukaryota, Metazoa, Arthropoda, Insecta, Coleoptera, Tenebrionidae. Gene Ontology annotation, molecular function: ATP binding; ATP-dependent protein folding chaperone. The coding region runs from base 88 to 1932 and encodes 614 amino acids. The record is from RefSeq and is a predicted model, not a curated record. The transcript has 2 exons. Gene Ontology annotation, cellular component: nucleus; cytoplasm; cytosol.